UGUUGACUCUGUCAUCUGAUCUCUUAUGUCUCUGCAGUUUCUACAGGACACCUUGGAUGCCCUCUUCAACAUCAUGAUGGAAAACUCAGAGAGCGAGACUUUUGAUACACUGGUGUUUGAUGCUCUGGUCUUUAUCAUUGGCCUAAUUGCUGAUAGAAAAUUUCAGCAUUUUAACCCUGUGUUGGAAACCUACAUUAAGAAACACUUCAGUGCAACUUUAGCCUACACGAAGCUCACUAAAGUGUUAAGGACCUAUGUGGACAAUGCGGAGAAGCCUGGAAUCAAUGACCAGCUGUACAAAGCCAUGAAAGCUUUAGAGUACAUCUUCAAGUUCAUCGUGCGCUCACGGAUACUGUUCAAUCAGUAGGUACCCCCAGAGAACGUCAAGAACAUCCUUCACUUCCUCUCUUUCCUUUUACCCUUCUCCAUUUUUCUUUCUUCCUCCUUAUCCUUUCCUCCCUCCCUCCCUUCCUUCUUUCCUACCUGAGUGAGUACUAAUAGGUGAUGGAAUGGUGUGGGCUUGCCCAUGGUGGCCUUUACUGCUUGCUGAGCAAAAAUAUGCAAGCUGUGACAUGUUUUUGUGUAUGUAUGUGG
Molecule: messenger RNA, 594 nt
Organism: Castor canadensis (American beaver)
Lineage: Eukaryota; Metazoa; Chordata; Mammalia; Rodentia; Castoridae
Source: RefSeq, a predicted model, not a curated record